UCAUCCCGAUCUCCGUUGAGUUUGUUUCAUGGGAAAGGCACGGCGGUUUCGGCAGCAGGUCUGGUGGGCAUCACCUCCGUCCCCGAUGGAAGCGGCCGUGCUCUCCGGCACCUUAUUUGGCUAUGGCUGCGUGGAGGGAGCGCACAGCUCUCGCCAACAGUGGGAAGAGCCGGGGAUGCUUGGCUGCUUCUGACGCAUGAGCCCGCACCGUGCAUUUUUGACCUUGCCUCCAAGCUCGGCAGCGCAUUGGUGAUGCGGCCGCCCGCCUCCGCGCACACCCACGGCGUGGGACGGGGACCACGGGGACGGUGUCCGCCGGCCACCAAUGCCCCAAGAGCAGGGCAACGGAGAGGGCAAGGGGUGCUCAGGGCAGGAGAAGGCAGCGGCAGUCAGCUGUAGUGACACAACGCGGCUGCAGCGGGGCCGUGACGCAUUGCAUCAGCUGGGAAGCUCGGCCAAAAGGCUGGAGCGCAGAGUAACCCUUUCUGUGUACUGCCCUAUUGUUUGGCGCUGGAGCAAUACCAAGAUAGGAUCUGGGAGAGCUCUGCUGUUACGGGCUGGUGUUCCCCUGUUGGAACCCUGCAAGUUGGGGUCCAGCUCCCAGGCUCGGGGGCAGAAAUGGGGUUCUGCUGGCCAGGAGUGAGGCCCAGGGAGGACUGGGGUUGGAUUCAUGUUGGAAAAGACCUGCAAGAUCACCCAGUCCAACCAUUAGCCACGUUAGCCUGAAUCCUCCACGCUUUGUGCGCUCAACCUUAAUGCUUACAGGAAAGGGGAUCCCAUUAUAACAGCAAAGGGGAAGAAGCGGUGAGACCCCAUCAUCCCCACCAUGUGGUUUUUGUUCCCCUGCCAAUUUUCCAUCUCCAGAGUCAUAGGAUGGGCACAAGGGAAGCCGAGGACUGUGAGGUCCCCAAUGCCAUGGGCAAGGGGAUGGCUUCCAAUGGACGCGCUGCCAUUGCCGGCCACAUCCUGCCCACCGUCCCGCUCCCUCCACACAUGACGGAUUGUCAGGAAGCCGGGUUGCCUUGGCGGGACGAAUGUAUCACUGGGUGGAGAGCUGCAGGAAGCGGAUAAUAGGGGUUUUUUUCUCGGUAUUUGUGCCGGUUCAGGCUCUUGGUUCAGCCAGUUCCUAUUUCCUAAGCUCUCGGGCGGUCGGGAUGGAGGGUGGCAGCGCGUCGCCCGGCCUGGGCUCCAUGAACCACGACGCCAAGGAGGCCGGGGCCAUGGCGCUGGACGGGAUCCGCAUGCCGGACGGCUGCUACGCCGACGGGACGUGGGAGCUGAGCGUCCAUGUCACCGACCUGGGCCGCGACGUCACCCUGAGGGUCACCGGGGAGAUCCACAUCGGGGGAGUCAUGCUGCGGCUCGUCGAGAAGCUCGAUGUCAAGAAGGACUGGUCGGACCACGCGCUCUGGUGGGAAAAGAAGAAGACGUGGCUCCUCAAAACGCACUGGACGUUGGACAAGUAUGGCAUCCAGGCUGACGCCAAGCUGCAGUUCACACCGCAGCACAAACUGCUCCGCCUGCAGCUGCCCAACAUGAAGUACGUGAAGGUGAAGGUCAACUUCUCCGACAGAGUCUUCAAGGCGGUUUCCGACAUCUGCAAAACCUUCAACAUCAGGCAUCCAGAGGAGCUCUCUCUUCUGAGGAAACCCAGAGAUCCGUCAAAGAAAAAAAAGAAGAAACUGGAUGACCAAUGUGACGACGAAGCCUUCGAGCUGGAGGGCCCGCUGAUCACACCAGGGUCGGGCACCGAUAUUCUUUACAUCGGCCCCGUCAAAGGAAACAUCUAUUCCAGCCCGGGACUGUACAGCAAAACCAUGACGCCGACGUACGACGCGCACGACGGCAGCCCCUUGUCCCCUACGUCCGCGUGGUUCGGGGACAGCGCCUUGUCGGAAGGGAACCCGGGCAUCCUGGCCGUCAGCCAGCCCGUCACCUCCCCCGAGUCCCUCGCAAAAAUGUACAAGCCACAGGCGCUCCUCGACAAAGCCAAAAUCAACCAAGGGUGGCUGGAUUCGUCCCGGUCCCUCAUGGAGCAGGAGGUGAAGGAAAACGAGGCUUUGCUGCUCCGGUUCAAGUACUACAGCUUUUUUGACCUGAAUCCAAAGUACGACGCCAUCAGGAUCAACCAGCUGUACGAGCAGUCCAAGUGGGCCAUCCUGCUGGAGGAGAUCGAGUGCACGGAGGAGGAGAUGAUGAUGUUCGCGGCGCUGCAGUACCACAUCAACAAGCUGUCCAUCAUGUCAUCAGAAAACCACCUGAACAACAGCGACAAGGACGUGGACGAGGUGGAUGCUGCGCUCUCUGACCUAGAAAUCACCUUGGAAGGUGGCAAAACGUCAACGAUUCUGGGUGACAUCACUUCCAUCCCGGAGCUCGCCGACUACAUUAAAGUAUUCAAGCCCAAGAAGCUGACCCUGAAAGGUUACAAGCCAUACUGGUGCACCUUCAAAGAUACCUCUAUCUCCUGCUACAAAAGCAAAGAGGAAGCCAACGGGACUCCUGCCCACCAGAUGAACUUGAGAGGAUGUGAAGUCACCCCGGACGUGAACAUCUCCGGUCAGAAGUUCAACAUCAAGCUCCUGAUCCCCGUGGCGGAGGGGAUGAACGAAAUCUGGCUGCGCUGUGACAACGAGAGGCAGUACGCCAGCUGGAUGGCCGCCUGCCGCCUGGCCUCCAAGGGCAAGACGAUGGCGGACAGCUCGUACAGCAUGGAGGUGCAGAACAUCCUCUCCUUCCUGAAGAUGCAGCACCUCAACCCGGACCCGCAGCUGAUCCCGGAGCAGAUCACGGCCGACAUCAACCCCGAGUGCCUGGUGUCCCCGCGUUACCUGAAGAAGUACAAGAACAAGCAGCCAGGCUAUGUAAGAGACUUGCUCACGGCGCGGAUCCUGGAGGCCCACCAGAACGUCGCCCAGAUGAGCCUCAUCGAGGCGAAGAUGCGCUUCAUCCAAGCUUGGCAGUCGCUGCCCGAAUUCGGCAUCACGCACUUCAUCGCGAGGUUCCAGGGGGGGAAGAAGGAGGAGCUGAUCGGCAUCACCUACAACCGGCUCAUCCGCAUGGACGCCAGCACGGGCGACGCCAUCAAAACGUGGCGGUUCAGCAACAUGAAGCAGUGGAACGUGAACUGGGAGAUCAAAAUGGUGACAGUGGAGUUUGCUGACGACGUGCGAGUGUCCUUCAUCUGCACAGAGGUGGAUUGCAAAGUGGUGCACGAGUUCAUCGGCGGCUACAUCUUCCUGUCGACGCGAGCGAAGGACCAGAACGAGAGCUUGGAUGAGGAGAUGUUCUACAAACUGACCAGUGGCUGGGUGUGAGCCCCAUGUACUGUAAGCCAAGAGGAAACCCCGUGGCCGUAUUAAUAUUUAACUUUAAAAAGCUGUUAUUUGAAAUAUGCUGCUUAAUAAAGUAAGCUUGAAAUGUAUCUUUUUUUUUUUUUUUUUUUUAAAUCAUGAACGUUUUUUGCAUUACCAGACCAGUUAACCUGUGUGCACUAAUGAGCACUUCUGUUAAUUUGCUAUAACGAGACCGUGCCUGGGCCAGGUGAUGCUGCCUGCAGCCUUACUCCAGAACAUGCCUGCAGCUGGGAUAGGAUUUGACUUAAAGAGCCAAAUUUCCAAGAGAACUCUAAGCCAUCUUCUUUAAAAGCCAUCCAGGGCUUAAACGAUAUGAAGUCUAUUUAUCAUGUUUAAUGCAUGAGUGUUUUAUUUCUUUUUUUUUUUUUGUGUUUUCUCGUUGUAUUUUUUUUUAUUAUUAUUAUUCUGUACAUUUGACCUGUUUGGAAGCUGUCCCUCCCCAUAUGUAGAAUUCCAGUCUCCUCUCACACUACAUGCACCGGGACUGCGACGGGUGCCUGACGUUAUUCUGAAGAUGUGUGGCCUUAAAGAUGACCUUCUGUUAGCCUGUUAGAGCUUGGUUUUAUUUGUUAACUUUCCUUUUUUGAUAACCAUUUAUAUUGUCUUGUUUUGUUUUUUUUUUUUUAAUUUUAUUUUUACACCGUAUUGUGUUAUGACACUUUUAGUAUUCACCAGCAUAGUCCACCGUUCCGCCUACGAUAUGCAAACUUUUUCAUUACAAUAUGAAGUAAAGGUCUAUGAAGUAUAGGUUUUGUGUAACUAAUGUAAAAACACAAAUUUUAUAAAACUGUACAGUUUUUUAACUAGUCUCACAAGCCAGCUAGAAUAUCGCAUAGAUAUCCGCCUUAACUCUAGUAUGCCUGUAAGGAAUAAGGGGAUUAGCCUAGGAAAAAGAAAAUACAGCCAAAAAAAAAAAAAAAA
This is a messenger RNA of Numida meleagris (helmeted guineafowl), 4277 nucleotides long. RefSeq names its product fermitin family member 2 (gene FERMT2). Gene Ontology annotation, molecular function: integrin binding. Gene Ontology annotation, cellular component: focal adhesion; extrinsic component of cytoplasmic side of plasma membrane. Gene Ontology annotation, biological process: cell-matrix adhesion; integrin-mediated signaling pathway. Lineage: Eukaryota; Metazoa; Chordata; Aves; Galliformes; Numididae. The transcript has 17 exons. Bases 1035 to 3317 code for a protein of 760 amino acids. The record is from RefSeq and is a predicted model, not a curated record.